AUGCUAAUCGGUCUUCUCGCCUCUUUCGGCGCCUGUCUUCUUCUCGGAACUCUGUUCGUUCCCAUCAAGACUUGCCCGCCAACUGAUGGAUUUGCCACGCAGUUGUUCAUGUGUUUGGCCGGAUACCUCGUCAGUUUCGGCAUUUACGCCUACAUGCACUUCCCCGGAGUGUACGUUUUGGCCAUGGUCGGAGGUGCCAUUUGGUCCUCUAGUGAGUCUAAGAUCACUUCAAGAGCAUCUGACUCUGAUUGCAGCCAACUGCUUCGCCGUUCCGAUAAUGGGCCAGGUGGGGAUGGCGAUGUUCAUGCUCUUCGCCUCUUCGAUCUCCUGCCUCACCGGCUGGGCCAUCUCCAGAUUCGGAUUGUUCGGCGUGCCGGCUGCGGUUCCGCUGAGCGUUCCUCUAAAUUACAUUGGCAUUUUCCUUCUCAUCGCUGGGUUCGAUUUCAAACAGAAUCUCUGAACGUCUCAAUCAGUUCCAGUUCCGCGCUCUACCCGUUCAUCAAAAUCAACGUCUUCCGGGCGCUCAAACCCGUCGAUCCGCACGUGCACGUCGUUCCGAUGCGAGUUCUGACAGAGUUGGACGAGGAAGUCGUCGUGACGAACAAAGAUCCAGUUGAAGUGAAGAAAGGCGACGCCGAAAUGAGGACGUCGAUGGGGAACGUGGCCGCGUGGAUCGGAACGGUACUCACCGGACUUUCGUUGGGUGUCAUGACCACUCCGGUCACUCUUCUCAUGGUCAGUUUGAGUAGGCUUCCUUCCAAAAUGUUAGUACUUGGUUUAGAGUUUUUCAUAUUGAAAGUUUGAGUCCUGUCGGAUCAACUGAUCUGGAGAUAUGGUAUUUUGGGGCCGAAAAACACUGGUAUUCACGGAAUGUAAAGGUAUCCAAUUGUGCUGAAACUUUCAAAGACGAUACUUGAAAUCAAGACCUAUAUCUCGAGACGAUAAUUACAUGGAAAAGUAACAUAAAAAAUUAAUGUCAAUAUUGUGCUGAAUAACUAUGUAAUUGAUCUGUUAACUCCAAAAUUCGUCAUUCUUGAGAUAUGGUCUAGUUUCUAAACAGUAGAUCUCUUUAAAAGUUGAGGUUCCUCCAGAUGAUAGGCCAAAAGUCCAUGUCCCCGGGUAUCUCCGUCCUGUGCGAAUGCCAAUUUAUGCAGUAUUCAGACGCGUCCGGACGUGUACCCCCUGCCGUUCCCGGUCGAAUCGUCCGUCUCGUUCCACUUCUCCUUCUUCACCGGCGUCCUCAUCGUUUCGAUCGCCGUCUUCCUCGUCUAUUGUCUGAUUCGGUGACUUCUUCGAUUGCCUCUUGAUUGAAUCCGACGUUUGCAGAAAGGGCGACGCGGUGAUUCCCGCCCGCAACGUGCUCCCUUCCGUGCUCAGCGGCGUCUUCUUCUCCGUCGCCAUGGCCUUUUUCUUCGUCGCCAACGAGCAGUUGUCCCCGACGAUAUCGUAUCCGAUUUGCAUGAUGGCUCCCGGAUUGGUCACCUCCGCCUGGAGUGUCUUCUAUUUCAAAGAGAUCCAGGUCAGUAGCACUUCCUUCUCUUUCGACAUGUUCCGAGCUUUCAGGGUCGACGGAACUUGCUUCUGCUCGCCGGCGCUUACACGUUCACUCUGAUCGGAGUGCUCGUGAUUACUGUCUCGCGAAUAAUUCAAUUUUGA
Molecule: messenger RNA, 1656 nt
Organism: Caenorhabditis sp. 36 PRJEB53466
Lineage: Eukaryota; Metazoa; Nematoda; Chromadorea; Rhabditida; Rhabditidae
Source: the annotation of a GenBank genome assembly